ACUGGCGUCUGUUUUCCAAAUCCAAACGGAGGGAGAGUGAGUGGGCAACGGAACGGAGACGCUAAUUUCGAGAAAAUCCCCCAAGUCCGUCUUCACUAGAUCGCUGUAGUCGCCACUUUCCACCGAACGUCUCCGCCCUCCACCUUCCACUUUGCAAUUCACUCUCGCAACCAUGGGUUCCGAUGCGGAUAUGGAGGACUAUGGUUUUGAGUACUCGGACGAGGAGCCUGAAGAGCAGGACGUUGAUAUUGAAAAUCAAUACUACAACUCCAAAGGUUUGGUUGAAACGGAUUCCGAAGGAGCACUUGCAGGGUUUGCUGAGGUGGUACGCAUGGAACCCGAGAAGGCAGAGUGGGGCUUCAAGGCUCUGAAGCAAACUGUCAAGCUUUAUUAUAAACUGGGGAGGUAUAAAGAAAUGAUGGAUUCAUAUCGAGUGAUGCUUACAUACAUAAAAUCAGCAGUGACCCGUAAUUAUAGUGAAAAAUGCAUAAACAAUAUCAUGGAUUUUGUAUCUGGAUCAGCAAGUCAAAACUUUGGUCUCUUGCAAGAAUUUUAUCAAACCACCUUGAAGGCUCUUGAAGAGGCAAAGAAUGAGAGGCUUUGGUUCAAAACAAAUUUAAAACUCUGCAAGAUUUGGUUUGAUAUUGGUGAAUAUGGUCGCAUGAUUAAGAUUUUGAAGGAACUCCAUAAGUCCUGUCAAAGAGAAGAUGGCACAGACGAUCAAAAGAAAGGAAGCCAACUUCUGGAGGUAUAUGCAAUCGAGAUUCAAAUGUAUACUGAGACUAAAAAUAACAAGAAGCUCAAGCAAUUAUACCAGAAAGCCCUUGCGAUAAAGUCAGCCAUACCCCAUCCACGUAUUAUGGGAAUAAUUCGGGAGUGUGGAGGAAAGAUGCAUAUGGCAGAGCGUCAGUGGCCAGAAGCAGCUACUGAUUUCUUUGAGGCUUUUAAGAACUAUGAUGAAGCUGGGAACCAAAGGCGGAUCCAGUGCCUGAAAUAUGCUGAUGGAAUCUGAGGUCAAUCCAUUUGACGGUCAAGAGGCAAAGCCGUAUAAAAAUGACCCCGAGAUUUUGGCAAUGACUAAUCUUAUUGCAGCAUACCAAAGGAAUGAGAUACUUGAGUUUGAGAAAAUUCUCAAGAGCAAUAGAAAAACAAUAAUGGACGAUCCAUUCAUUCGGAAUUACAUUGAAGAUUUGUUGAAGAAUGUUAGAACCCAAGUGUUGCUCAAACUUAUCAAGCCUUACACAAGAAUUCGGAUUCCAUUCAUAUCAAAGGAGCUUAAUGUGCCGGAGAAAGAUGUUGAGCAAUUAUUAGUUUCACUAAUCCUGGAUAAUCGCAUUGAUGGUCACAUCGAUCAAGUAAACCGGCUUUUGGAGCGCGGUGACAGGUCAAAGGGAAUGAAGAAGUAUACUGCUGUAGAUAAAUGGAACACCCAGUUGAAAUCCCUGUUUCAAACUGUCAGCAACCGAGUAUAUUGAUACCCAAAUUGUUGUUUUAUUUACGUCGUGUUGAGGAGUCUCGCGAGUCUCUAAUUUUUUGUGUGUUAAAUUCUACGCCCCGUCUGUUUUUAAAGCACAAUGUGAAUGACACUGUAUCUGAUGAUGUCCCCUGCUACCUAGAAACAGUCACAUUUUCAUCCAAAAUUAUCCAGGUAAGGUCAUGUAUAGGAAAUUAAACCUAUUUUACAGGACACGAGUUUUUUUUUUUUUUUUUUUUUUUUUAGGUUCUUGGAGGACAGACUAUUUGAUUUUACAUGGUAUUUGAGGACUUGGUGAAAACUAGGAGCAUCAAAUUCUUGUAAGACUUCGAAAAGAUAAAAUGAAAUAAAAGCAACACUUUGUGAUU
Molecule: messenger RNA, 1842 nt
Organism: Momordica charantia (bitter melon)
Lineage: Eukaryota; Viridiplantae; Streptophyta; Magnoliopsida; Cucurbitales; Cucurbitaceae
Source: RefSeq, a predicted model, not a curated record